Prorocentrum cordatum is the source of this 1044-nucleotide messenger RNA. The record is from the annotation of a GenBank genome assembly. NCBI's taxonomy places the organism in Eukaryota, Dinophyceae, Prorocentrales, Prorocentraceae.
AGCCGCCUCCGGCGCCGGGAGGCGCCGGGAAAAUCAGCUACGUGAGCUGAUUCUCAAACCCCCCCUUUGCUAUCCCCCCCUUUCGCCCGACCCGGGCUCCGCCGCCACGCCGCGUCGCCCCGCAGGCGCGAGCACCGGCCUCCUCCAGCGGAAUGGGUGAUCCGUGGCUCGUUUCCGACGAGGAGCUGGACGCGGAGGGGCCGGCACUGCUGGGCGGGGCCCAAGAAGCGGAGCAGGCGGCGCUGCAGGACUUGGAACGGCAGGCGCUGACGGAUGCAGCCGAUGACCACCCGGGCGAGGAGCAGCCGCCAGAGGCACCGGCGCCGGCGCUUGUCUCAGCGAUGGCAGCGAGCGCCGGCGCUCCCUCUCGUCCCUGCCGCCAGCGCGGAGUCGCCAAGAAGCACUUGAAGAAGGCAGCGCCGAAGCCGCGCGGCCGGACGCUCAAGCGGUGGGGCUCAAGCGGUGGGGUUCCGGCGGGAGUGCAGGUGGUGAGUCGCUUGGCCGUGUGGGGCCCGAAGAUAAAGGCCAAGAUCAAGAGGCUCGGCGUGAGGGGCCUCGGCAUUGGCGAGGAUUGGGUGAAGAGCAGGAAGGCCGGGUACCGGGAGGCCAUCGUGUUCUGGAACAGAGAGGACAAGAGCACGAGAGAUCGCAUUCCCGUCCCUGACGAGUGAGUUGCUGCGGGCGCCCCAGACCUGAUGUUACCGUGAGGAAAAAUGCAUGGGAUCCCAGACACAUCAAGAAGAAAUGGCACUUCCAUGAGUACAUUACUUUCAUGUUGGCGCGCGUUUGGCGCGUGGUCUGGGCGCAUCUGGCGCCCUGGCUGUCAUCCAGAACAUGUGAAGUGCGUGGAGAGAGAGAUUCGCUACAUAGACAUGCGUCGCACACAAAGAUGGUGUGCGAUUUGCUUUAUACGUACCGUGCCAGCUGCGCGAGCCGUGCGCCGACCGCUCUGUGUCAUCAGCCGCACACUGGGUACUCAGCUGUCCGGCAGGGCAGAGAGCCGAAAAAAAACAAAACAAGUAGUACAAAACAGAAGAAGUGCCA